AGGUGUUAUUGGACGUAAAAUCAAUGUGAAUGUUGUCUACCUUGUUAUCGCCGCUGGGUCUGAGUCGGAGUCUGAAGCGAUCGCCUUCUCUCCCAAAGCUAUCAACAAAACCUUGGAAAGCAGUGUGUGAAAUGGAGGCAACCAAGCAACUGAGCUUCGAUUUUCUGACGAAGAAGCCCUAUGCUCCUCCUUCCUGGGCCUCCCAUCUCUCCCCUAUUCCCUCUCACGUCUUCUCCCUCGCUCAUGUGCCUACUCCUAUUCAUAAGUGGAAUCUUCCUAAUUUACCUAAAAACACUCAACUCUGGAUUAAGCGUGAUGACCUUUCUGGAAUGCAAAUGAGUGGUAACAAAGUCAGAAAACUGGAAUUCUUGAUGGCAGAUGCUGUAGCCCAGGGCUCAGACUGUAUUAUAACGAUAGGAGGCAUCCAAAGCAACCACUGCCGAGCAACUGCUGUAGCUGCAAAGUAUCUGAACCUUGACUGUUAUCUUAUACUUCGUACCUCUAAGGUUCUUGUAGACAAAGAUCCCGGAUUGACGGGCAAUCUCUUGGUUGAACGUUUAAUUGGAGCUCAAAUUGAACUUGUUUCGAAAGAAGAAUAUGCAAAACUUGGGAGUGUGACUCUUACCAAUCUGCUAAAAGAAAGGUUACUGAAGGAAGGGAGAAGGCCGUAUGUCAUUCCUGUUGGUGGAUCAAACUCCCUAGGAACCUGGGGCUAUAUUGAAGCAAUUAGGGAGAUUGAGCAGCAGCUUCCAACUGGGACUGAUGAAGUAGGAUUUGAUGAUAUUGUUGUCGCAUGUGGCAGUGGGGCUACAAUUGCUGGUCUAUCAUUGGGAUCUUCACUCAGUAACUUGAACACAAAAGUGCAUGCAUUUUCUGUUUGUGAUGACCCAGAUUACUUCUAUGACUAUGUUCAAGGCUUGCUUGAUGGACUCCAAGCUGGUGUUCGCUCACAUGAUAUAGUUGACAUUCAAAAUGCCAAAGGAUUGGGUUAUGCAAUAAAUACCACUGAAGAGCUUAAUUUUCUUAAAGAAGUGGCUAUUUCCACUGGCGUUGUCCUCGACCCAGUUUACAGUGGAAAAGCUGCUUACGGAAUGAUUAAGGACAUGGCUGAGAAUCCCUCAAAGUGGGAAGGGAGAAAUAUCCUCUUCAUACACACAGGCGGACUCCUUGGGCUUUAUGACAAGGUUGAACAGAUGGAAUCAUUGGUGGGGAAAUGGUGCAAAAUGGACAUCGAUGAUUCUAUCCCAAGGGAAGAUGGUAUUGGAAAAAUGUUCUAGUAAAAUAAUUCAUGCUUGCAUCUCUUCAAUCUCCACCUCAAAUUCCAGAUUAGGUAUGCGUCUCAUUCUCUCGUAGUGUGAUGAAAUAUGCUCAUAAACUCACUUUUAGAAUUGUAACCAUUGAGAUAUUGCUAUAUGCUGUUCUGGUUUAUCUCGUCUGUCUGUCUCUCUCUCU
This is a messenger RNA of Vitis riparia (riverbank grape), 1452 nucleotides long. Its product is annotated as putative D-cysteine desulfhydrase 1, mitochondrial. The transcript is spliced from 10 exons. NCBI's taxonomy places the organism in Eukaryota, Viridiplantae, Streptophyta, Magnoliopsida, Vitales, Vitaceae. Bases 30 to 1277 code for a protein of 415 amino acids. Gene Ontology annotation, molecular function: D-cysteine desulfhydrase activity. The record is from RefSeq and is a predicted model, not a curated record.